GUUCCUGAAGGAGUGGGAAAGUGUCAUUUGCUGCAGAAAGCUGGGAUUGUGGAUACGCUGCAUCCUGAACCUGCUGCAGAAGGUCCGGAGUACCUGCAAGAGAGCAAAGGCAAUAGAACUGCAUUUGUACUUCGUGGGAGUGAAUUACAGCGAGGACUUCUACCUGCCGCAACGAUACCCAGGUUAAUGUACCGGUGCACACCAACUGCUUAGGAAUACGUGGCUACUCUGUUCUGGGUGCUGGACUGAGAACACCAAACUCGUUUCAUGAGUGAAAGCUUUCAGAACAGUUCUCAGUAAAGGAGAGAAUUUCAAACACCUUCAUAAAUGCAGCGUUGGAUGUUUGCCUCAGCCAACUUUCUAAAUUUUCCUUUUCCUGCCAGAAAUUUUCUUUUCUAAAAAUAUUUGACUUUGCUGUCUAAUCUAGAGAUGGAUAAUACAGUGCUGAUUUUAAAAAUCUGACUGGUACAGGAUAUAAGAAUGACUUAUAAAACAAUGCCUGAGUCACUUUGGAACACAUUUUAUAACCAAAUGCUCUGUUCAGGGCAUGGUGUGGUUUCUGCACAAUCCCCUGCUUCCCCCCAGUAACCAUUACUGCCCUCCUAAUCUGCUAGAGCAUUUAGUACCCUCCUCUUAUCCUAAGAAAAAUACAAUUGCUGGCUCUGAUAUUCAUUAAGUGAUAAUCCAGAUUAAUUCAGACUUCUAUGUAGAAACAAGUCCCAUUUCAGCCACAAAGAAAUACACAUUGCCCCACAGAAAAUGCAUGUGCGCACACAUGCACAUAUACACGCUCAGGCAGUAUGUAGAAUGCCUUAAAGAAACUGUAGCUAACCACCUUAUUAGUAUUCCUCCCUCCUCUGUGUUUCACUUGCAGCAACAGAGGGCUGAGCAAAAUGCAGUAGAACAGGGACAGAGACAGAGCUGGCAAUCAUCUCAGUGCAGGCUGCUGAAUGUAGGGGGUGGGGGGGAUGCAGCAAAGCAAGAUUAAUAACCUUGCCAUAAUCCUGUGCACCCUGGAAGGAGAUACCUCUGGUGACUGAGCUGUUCUUGUCUUGAUUAAUUGGACUGAGCGAAUGAGUGGCUGGCAAUCCACCUGGUUUGGAGGCGACCCCCUGGUUUUGCUGCUCUCUGAAUCCUCUACCCAUCUGGGAAGGUAACAGUGAGACGUACCAUCUGCAGCACACACAGCAGCUAUUGGAGGCUACUACUGACAGUUUGCACUACAGUUUUUUGGUGAGCAAGAAGCCAGGUAUAUUGUACGGUAGGAUAUUUCUGUGCUCAAGCUACUGAAUUUUUGCAAUCUGGUCCUUCAGCAACCCCCCACGCGCCCUCUUCCAAUUGCCUUUGAGUUCUGGGCUUACUUUUGGCAUAGUCUCCUGGACACAUUUUGCUGGGGAUGGAAGAGCAGUAAAUGGAACCUCUGAAAACUAAUUGUUUUGCUUCUGUGUGACUCAAGAGAGAGAAAAGCAAGAUGAAUCAAGUGCAGCUAGAGGAAUUUACAUUUCUUUUGGAGAAGUUUGCAGAGGGACCAUAAAAAAGAAAUGAAUUUCCUUAUUGCAAGAAAUCAUGAUUAUUUAUUGAAUUGGAAAUCAAGCAGGCCGAUGCUCCAUUGAAUGCUGUGAACAACAUGUUGCCAGAAAAAAGGAAUGUGCAAUGGAGAUUGUUAAUACGGAAAUAUCCUAAGAUACGGCAUGCCAUUUGAGAAAAUAAAUGAAAUACACUUUGGCAUGGAAGAUAAUUAAUUGUACCAUGAAUUACUGAGUACAGGAUUUUUAUUCUCUUCAUUACCAUAAAUGCCCGUUAGAAGAAUUCUUCCUUAGAUUUUGAAGAUCACAUCUGAUUCAAUAAGGUAGGGUAAGAGGUGUACAGAGAAAUCAAAUAAUCUAUCCUGAGAGCAUACAAGCACUCUGGAAAUAAAAACUCAGUGAACCCUGGCUAUAACUCUUUUGAUGUCCUCAUCAGUGGCCACAGUCCUCCAAGGACUGAUGGAUCAGGAAAUCCAUGUGUCCUAAGAGGAUAUUUUAUACCCAAAUUUAUUCUAUCAUUUUUGUGUGCUUAAGAUGAUGGAUGAAAAUACUUACUGCAUUUCUAAGUGAUCUGUUGCUUUUAUUAGACCCUUAUAGUCCAGCAGGAAACACGGUAGAUGCUGUGGUGGGGUCCAGGCAGCUUUGUGGAAACGUCUCCAAUGUGCUGGUAGGAUGAGAAGGUCCAGGGGUAGUUUGGAAAACAAGGAGAAGCAUCACCUCCCAAGACGGUAAACCUACUGAAAAGACUAUUCAAAUUCCAGAAGGACCAACACCAAAUAAAUUAUGAAUGUUGAACAAGAUGACCUUACAUCCACAGCAGAUAAUGAUAGGUCCUAGGUUUAACAGGGCCCUAUUUGACCCCCUGCUUGUGGUGCUGUUGGCUCUUCAGCUUCUUGUGGUGGCUGGUCUAGUGAGGGCUCAAACUUGCCCUUCUGUCUGCUCCUGCAGCAACCAGUUCAGUAAAGUGAUUUGUGUACGGAAAAAUCUGAGAGACGUGCCAGACGGCAUCUCCACCAACACCCGGUUACUCAACCUCCAUGAGAAUCAGAUCCAAAUCAUUAAAGUGAAUAGCUUCAAGCAUCUGAGGCACCUAGAAAUCCUGCAGCUCAGCAGGAAUCACAUCAGAACAAUUGAAAUAGGGGCCUUCAAUGGUCUGGCCAAUCUCAAUACUUUGGAACUCUUUGACAAUCGUCUGACCACUAUCCCGAAUGGGGCUUUUGUAUACCUGUCAAAACUGAAGGAACUUUGGUUGAGAAACAACCCCAUUGAGAGCAUUCCUUCUUAUGCUUUUAACAGAAUUCCUUCUCUCCGGAGGUUGGAUUUGGGAGAAUUGAAAAGGCUUUCAUAUAUCUCAGAAGGUGCCUUUGAAGGUCUGUCCAACUUGAGGUAUUUGAACCUUGCCAUGUGCAAUCUUCGAGAGAUUCCUAACCUCACCCCACUUGUAAAACUGGAUGAGUUAGAUCUUUCUGGGAAUCAUCUGACUGCCAUCCGGCCAGGUUCCUUCCAAGGGUUAAUGCAUCUUCAGAAACUGUGGAUGAUACAGUCCCAGAUUCAAGUGAUAGAAAGGAAUGCUUUUGAUAACCUUCAAUCACUUGUGGAGAUCAAUCUGGCACACAAUAAUUUAACACUACUGCCUCAUGACCUGUUCACACCGCUCCGUCUAGAAAGGAUCCACCUGCAUCACAAUCCUUGGAACUGCAACUGUGAUAUCCUUUGGCUCAGCUGGUGGAUUAAAGACAAGGCACCCUCCAAUACUGCAUGCUGUGCCCGUUGUCACACACCUCCUAGUUUGAAAGGAAGGUACAUUGGUGAGCUGGACCUGAACUACUUUACGUGUUACGCUCCAGUCAUAGUGGAGCCACCAGCAGACCUCAACGUCACAGAAGGCAUGGCUGCAGAGAUGAAAUGCCGGGCGUCAACCUCCCUGACCUCUGUAUCUUGGAUUACUCCAAAUGGAUCUGUUAUGACACAUGGGGCAUACAGAGUUCGGAUUGCUGUGCUCAGUGAUGGCACGUUGAAUUUUACAAAGGUAACUGUGCAAGACACAGGUUUGUAUACAUGCAUGGUGAGUAACUCUGUUGGGAAUACCACAGCUUCUGCCACACUGAAUGUGACUGCCCUGGAUAACCCUGGUUACACAUACUUUUCAACUGUCACAGUAGAGACUGUGGAACCUUCUCAGGAUGAGGCACAGACCACAGAGCAGGUUGGGCCCACACCAGUUACCAACUGGGAGACCACUAACAUGACAACCUCACUCACUCCACAGAGCACAAGAUCAACAGAAAAAACGUUCACCAUUCCUGUGACGGACGCAAACAACGGGAUCCCAGGAAUAGAUGAGGUUAUGAAGACUACCAAAAUCAUAAUUGGUUGUUUUGUGGCUAUUACUCUCAUGGCUGCUGUGAUGCUGGUAAUUUUCUACAAAAUGAGGAAACAGCAUCACCGGCAGAACCAUCAUGCUCCAACACGGACUGUAGAGAUCAUUAAUGUGGAUGAUGAGCUUACAGGUGACACACCCAUAGAGAGUCACUUGCCCAUGCCAGCAAUAGAGCAUGAGCACCUAAAUCACUAUAACUCUUAUAAGUCUCCUUUUAACCACACAACAACAGUUAACACAAUAAAUUCAAUACACAGUUCAGUGCAUGAACCGUUAUUGAUCCGAAUGAACUCAAAAGACAAUGUACAAGAGACUCAGAUCUAAAACAUUUAAGACAUUAUGGGGUGGGGGUGGGGACACAAAAAAAAGAUGGUUUAUAAAGCAAAUGACACAAAUGACUGGGCUAAAUCUACUGUUUCAAAAAAGUGUCUUUACAAAGAAAAAGAAAUUUAUUUAUUAAAAAUUCUAUUGUGAUCUAAAGCAGACAAAAUUAUGUGUAUUCCUCAGAACCUGUUUUUUGCUGCACUUAUUUACCCUCCUCCUUCCCUUUUUCCUUCCCAGCCAACCCUGACUCCCAUUUGCCAUAUUUUUCAUAGGAGAUCUUGAUUCGCUAAAAGAACUGGUCUAGGAAAUUUUGUAAGAAUUCUGUUACACUUUGGGAAUUUUUAUGGUGAAUUCUAGUGGUGAGAUUUGGUCUAUUUUGUCACUUCUUUUUCUCUUCUUUUUCUUUUGUUCUCUCAUGCCCUUUUUGAAAUUAUUCAACAGGGAAUGGAAUAUUAGCAGCAGCUUUACAAGUGAGCAAAACAAGCAAGCAAGCAAACUUUUUUUUUUCUCCAUGUAAUGAUUCGAUGAUUUGCUCUGUAUUUACCAAAAGGACCAUUCUGUGAAAAAAAAGAAGAAAAAGUAAAAAAAAAAAAAAAAUAAUAAUAAUUUACUUGUGAAAACCUAUAAAAACCCAUGAUCUUUUAAGCAAUUCUAGAACCAGAAUUUGUAGUUCAAACACUAAACUAAGAUUAUAAAUAAAAUAUUGUUUUUUUUUCUGUACUUGGAUAUAGCUCAUUUUUAGUGUGGCUUUAAACAUGAAAAGCUUUUUAAAAUUCUUACAAUAUUCUGCUGUGAUGGUCCAAAACACAAUCAUUUUAAAGAGAAUAAUUAAAGCACUUUGGAUCAUUACUGAAGAAUAGCACAGUUUUCAUUUUAGUGUAUGUAAGCAGUACACUAGCAAACAAGGUUACUUGGCUUUUAAUGCAGAAUAAUGAUGAUAUCUUCUAACAGUUAUCUGUUAACAGUUAUCUCUUUUAUAUCACCAGAUGUAUCCUACAAUACCAGGGAGCGUUCUACAAAACGUUUUGGGUAUCACUGGAUUUAUUAGACAAAGAUGAAAAGUAUGUUCUGUUUUUUAUUAUCAGCAUAAUAAGCUGCUUGAUGCACCUAUGAUCAAUAAGAAAAUUCAUUUUUUGUAUCAAAGCUAGUAGUUUCCAGUUCAUUUACUCUGGUAUUCCUAGACAAAAAUAUGAAAUAUCUUUAGAUAUCUAUAAGGCCCAUGUUUAGAUCUGUAUCUCUGUGUGCAAAAUUAAGUCAAAAUGCUGUUGAAGGUGCAACUUGGAGGACGUCCAAGGAUUUUGGUUUUAAAAAAAAAAAAGGGGGGGGGGGGGGAAGAAAAAGGACAGGACAGGCUUAGCCAGAUCAGUUUAGUAUAAUUUGCAUGACAAUUAGACUGCUUAUAAAGUAACCAGUUUAGUUUAAUUAAAACUCAGACUCAUUUACCAAUAGGAAUCAUACAUCCAUUUCUUUUCUAUUUCUAUAUGUUCUGUGGAUUUAGCUUAUUGGUAUGGGAAUGGUGUAUAUCUUGUAUGCUGAAAGGUGAAAGGAAGGCUUUGCUUAAGAAAAAAAACAGACUCAGGACACUGUAUUCUUCCAAGUGUAGAAUUAAACUACUGAAUUAAACUACGCAUUGGCAACUGAGUAGAAGCAUUUUAAGACAAUGUAGAUUAGGAAAAGGAAUCAUAUACUGAAUAUCAGUUCUGAAUGUCUUUUCACUGAUUUCUUUCCUUUACUGUGAGUUUCAAUUGAGCUGUUCCAGGUUCAUAAUGUACUUAGUUCUUAUCAAAAUUUCUGUGGACCUUUCUGGUAUGCAACAGCCUGCAGGACAAAGAUCCUCCUGAACAAUAUACUUCUAUUCCGUAAAUUUAAGAAGGAAUAUCUAUUAGAUAGGUUGAUGGGGUAAAUAUCUUUUGGAUACCCAGUUCUCAAGGUUGCAAAUGAAUGUAGCAGGAGUAGGUCUGAUAUAAAAAGGACAAUGUUAAGAUAUAUGACAAUGAAUCACACACUGUAAGGAGUCUGAUAAGUAUAAUGCAGAAUGAAACCAAAGUUCUAUAAUAAUCUCAAAGAAACAUUUGGCAAGACGUUAUCCUUUGAUGUACUACAUGAGAAAUAAUAUCUACUCUAAGGGAAUUUUAAUAGAAGACAAAGAUGGACCUGAAUGUAAAACACUGAAGUAGUGAUUCCUUGCUUUGCCUAUUUCUUCCAAGUGCAUUACAGAAUUUUGUUGGUGAUUUCUUCUAAGUGUUGUGGUAAAGUCUGUACAGAAAUGCUGCAAGUACACUGCUAUUUGUAUUUUGCCCAUCUGGCCAGUAAUAUUAUGUCCACGGCCAAUAAUUAUCUGACAAUUGAAAAAGUUACUUCCAGGAAACCUAAAUCUGGACCACCUGUAAUCAACAGGUUUAUAUUUUAAAAAGAUGGCUACUCCCUAGCUGCUAUCUGCUAAAGCACUUAAGGUCACCAUGGUUUUAUAAACAUGCAGUUUUUACUAACUGCUAAAGGUUAGGUGUUGGAGGCCUUUAAGAAAAAAAAAUUAUAAUUAAAAAAACAACAACAAAAAAGAUAUAGCUAUUGCAAGGCA
Molecule: messenger RNA, 6808 nt
Organism: Oxyura jamaicensis (ruddy duck)
Lineage: Eukaryota; Metazoa; Chordata; Aves; Anseriformes; Anatidae
Gene: LRRC4C
Product: leucine rich repeat containing 4C
Exons: 8
Coding region: 2314-4230 (638 amino acids)
Biological process (GO): synaptic membrane adhesion; regulation of axonogenesis; modulation of chemical synaptic transmission
Cellular component (GO): glutamatergic synapse; postsynaptic density membrane; plasma membrane
Molecular function (GO): cell-cell adhesion mediator activity
Source: RefSeq, a predicted model, not a curated record